CGCAAACACACAUGGACCCGCCCAAUUCCUUAAGUUUCAUUUUCUGUUUUGUCAGUGCACCGAUAAUCCACACAUGAACCAAAACCUCCCGAAUCCGUAGGGUACAGACCACCUCUGGAUUUUAUUAACAAAGAGUUCAGAACUAAGGAACGCAUCCGGAGACUUCCUGUUUAGACCUCCGCUAAAAUGGCUGAAGAAAACCCUCCUCCUCUCAAACAUUACCUGACUUGCAACGUGUGCACUGAGAUCCUCAAGGACCCGGUGUCUCUGGGCUGUCACCACAGCUUCUGUUCCAGCUGUCUCCAGGACUUCUGGGCCCAAGCUGAGAAUAAGAACUGUCCCGUCUGUAAGAGGAAAUCCUCAAAGGAGAUAGGCAUUAACUUUUCCCUAAAAGAGCUUGCUGACUCCUUCGCUGGAAGACAGAGGUCUGCCCCCUCUGAAGAGGCCCAGGUGGUCUGCACUGAAACCUCCCAGAGGUCUGCCCCCUCAGAAGAGGCCCAGGUGGUCUGCACUAAACCCUCCCAGAGGUCUGACCCCUCUGCUGAGGCCCAGGUGGUCUGCACUGAACCCUCCCAGAGGUCUGACCCCUCUGCUGAGGCCCAGGUGGUCUGCACUGAACCCUCCCAGAGGUCUGGCCCCACUGAUGAGGCCCAGGUGGUCUGCACUGAGCACUUAAAGGAUAUCAAGUGGUUCUGUAAGGACGAGCAGAGAGCUGUGUGUCCUGUGUGUGAGUUCCCUCACCACCAGGGUCACAGGGUGGUUCCUCUAGAAGAACAAGUCCAGGAGCUGAAGCAGCAGCUGAGACCUGACCUCAGGGCUCUACAGGCCAGGAGGAGCAGACACCAGGAGCUGGAGGAGACGUAUGAGGCCAUGGUUCCUCACCUCAAGGGACAGCGGGUGAAGACCGAGAGGGGGAUCAGGAAAGAGUUUGAACAGCUUCACCGGUUCCUGAGAGAGGAAGAGGAGGCCAGAGUGGCGGCCCUGGGAGAGGAAGAGGAGCAGAAGAGGAAGAGGAUCCUCCUGGAGAGGAAGACCCUUCAGGAGCAGAUCCGGUCUCUCUCAGAGGGUCUCUCGGCUGUAGAAGCAGAUCUGCAGAAGGACGGCCUGUCGUUCCUCAGCGCUUCCACGCGCUCCCGGACCAGCGCCAGAGCCCUGCUCUCCGGUUCUGAUCCCCAGCUGCUUCCUGGAGCGCUGCUGGACGAGGCCAAACACCUGGGAAACCUGGCCCACAGAGUCUGGGAGAAGAUUGGGCAGAGGACCACCUUCAGCCCCGUUACUCUGGACCCAAACACUGCAACACGCUCACUCUCUCUGUCUGAUGAUCUGACCAGCGUAAGACGUAUGGACGUAAACCAGAUGGUUCCUAACAACCCAGAGAGGUUCACUAGGUACCGUAAUGUUCUGGGCUCUGAGGGCUUCAGCUCAGGGGAACACUGCUGGGAGGUGGAGGUGGGAGACCUUCCUAUCUGGAGAAUAGGUGUUGCUAAAGAGUCAGUGGAGAGGAGAGGAGAGCAUACUGCUUCACCAGCUAAUGGAAUCUGGUGUUUAUUCAAUGACAGUGGAAAGUACACUCAGGGUACUGGUCAAACCCUGACAUUGAAGAGGACUCCAGAGAGGAUCAGAGUCCAGCUGGACUAUGAUGGAGGGGAGGUGUCCUUCUACGACCCUGAAGACAUGACUCUCAUCUACACCCAUCAACACACUUUCACUGACAACAUCUUCCCUUGGUUUAGUCUUGGAGCAGCAGGUGAAGCCCGGACCAAAGCUGUUAGAGUGUGUGGUGUCUCCUCACGCACUAAACCAUGUAAAUGAAUGUAACCUUGUCAGUUCUGUUUGCCUGCUAGAGUCUCUGGUAUGUAGAAACACGGUAUCAUAUAUAUAUACACAUAUAUAAUCGGGUAAUAAUCAAAUAGUAGAACAAAGAAACAAAUCAACAGGUAUAUUACAACAAAAUAAUAUGAGUCCACCUUGUGGUCAAUGUAUGGAAUGACACAUAGUCCACAGAGCAAGAAAACACUGCCUGCAGUUACACAUAUAAUAUAUAUAUAUAUAUAUAUAUAUAUAUAUAUAUAUAUAUAUAUAUAUAUAUAUGUGUGUGUGUGGAUCAAUAUAUCUAGUUGUGUAUGAGUAUAGUAUCAUAGGCGGUAGAGGAUGGUCAGUGAAGGCAUCAUUGCAGCCUGUGGAUCAUUAACAGUGAGGGAUGUCGGUGUUUUCUUGUUAACUGGUAUAAAUGGAAUUGUACGUUUAAUGUUGAUAACAAGGGUCUGUAAUAGAACCACAUACGUAGAGAAAUCAAUGAUACUGUUAACACAAUAUUGUUAUGUUAACACCUACACAAGAAUCACAUGGGGAAAUAACAAUCAUCCAUCAAACGGUUGGUUGUGUUAUUCUAUUACUUUUGGUUUUAGUCAAUGCUGUUCAUUCCUGUCUGUGUAUUAGUCUAUCCUCACUGUUUGGGACGCAUCGGUUUAUACAUAUUCACGCAGGGUAUAGAAAGGUGUUAGGGUUUGAUUCCAGGGUUUAGGGUUUAGUAACAGAGGAAAUCAAUCAGAACAUAAUGAUGAAUUAAUUAUUAUGUUAUUAAUUAUUAUUAAUAGUGAUUAUUCAGAUCACUGGGAUUCCAUUCCUGUUAACCAACUAAAAGUUAUUUCUUCAAUAAACAUGUGUCGGCCUGUU
This is a messenger RNA of Gadus morhua (Atlantic cod), 2676 nucleotides long. RefSeq names its product tripartite motif-containing protein 35-like. The record is from RefSeq and is a predicted model, not a curated record. The transcript has 2 exons. NCBI's taxonomy places the organism in Eukaryota, Metazoa, Chordata, Actinopteri, Gadiformes, Gadidae. The coding region runs from base 187 to 1812 and encodes 541 amino acids. Gene Ontology annotation, molecular function: zinc ion binding; protein binding.